AUGAUAGGGCCCAUUCCGGUUCUUUUCCAGCUGCUCCUGGUGCUGCUCGUGCGCGUUUCGCACGCUGCCCAGGUCGAUGGAGGUGCUAUUUUAGGCUGUAAUCCUUCUCAAGUAACGAAGGGGUUUUCUGUGUCCUAUUACAGUUUGCCUCUUACCAAAACGGGGAGCUGUUGGAACCCUGUUUACUCUCAAGACAGCUACUUGCACGGUGGCUACGAGACUUUCGGCAAUGGUAAACUAGGCUCCAGUAGCGGCGUUACCAACGUAUCCUUUUAUACCGGCACAAAGGGAUUUUCCAGUUGUGGUACCGUCAAUGCCCUGCUCCCUCCAAACUGGAACUACGACAAACCUAUCAGUUUGUCCAACUUUUCCAUGUUACUGACUGGUUACUUUCUCCCUCCAGUCACUGGUACUUAUUCGCUGGAUGUGGCCUACGUUGAUGACUUGGCAUACAUCAACGUUGGAGCUGGCAGCGCUUUCAACUGUUGCCAAGUUGCAAGCUCGUCAUCCAAUCCCGGUCCUUUUAUCCUUCAAACAAAAUGGCCCGACACGUCAAGUUCUGUUAAAAUAGACCUGGUAGCCGGUUACUACUACCCCAUCCGGUUCUUUUUCACUAACAGAAACUACGCUGGUGGACUGAAGUUCUACUUCACUUCUCCAGAUGGUGUGCAACACACUACAUGGGACGACUAUAUCUUUUCGGCAACUGAUGGAGACCGAUGCGACAUCAAGCCCGAGUCUAGCACAAGCUAUUGGACAAGGAGUGAUUCCUCAACAUAUACCGUAGUUUCCACAUACACCAAUACCAAAGGUGAUUUGACCACUGGUCAAGUCGUUGUAGAGGAAAUCCCAACCACUUAUACGGUAUCCACGACCACUACACAGCAGUGGACCGGUACUGAAACUGUUACCUCUACCAGCCUGUUCACUACCACAGGCACUGAUGGGCUGGCCACAGUGAACACUCUUUAG
This is a messenger RNA of Lachancea thermotolerans CBS 6340, 972 nucleotides long. RefSeq lists its product as uncharacterized. The coding region runs from base 1 to 972 and encodes 323 amino acids. The record is from RefSeq and is a predicted model, not a curated record. The transcript has a single exon. NCBI's taxonomy places the organism in Eukaryota, Fungi, Ascomycota, Saccharomycetes, Saccharomycetales, Saccharomycetaceae.